AACCUCUGCUUGUUUACAUGUCAGCUAUUACAUAAAUGCACUGUGCAUACAGCAUCCCAUCAUUUAUGCCUCGUUUAGCUACAAACGGCUUCAACUUCCACCAAGUGAUCAGUUUAACUUUGGAGCCAAUGAUUAGAUUUGAACUGAAAAAUCUCUAUUAGAUUUAGUGGCUUAAUAGCACUAAUGUUGAAAAGGUCAGAUGAUUCUAAACGUGUCCUUCCAUCAUGGCAGCUGCAGAGUCCUGCUCUAAACUAAAACAUGUUUGGCAGGAAAGAAAUGAACCCACUGUUUUAUCUGUUUUAUCCAGUUAUUCUGUCCUUUCUGCAUUAAAGUCUAACAAGGUUUCAGUCAUUAAACUGGUAUUUUAAUCCUCCUGGUGUCUCGGUCUCGUCUCUUCAGCACAGACUGUCUUCCUGUUCUCGAGUCAUGUUUCAUGGAUUUAUGCAUCUUUAGUUCCUGCCCUGCAGCUUCUUUCGUUCUGUCUUUCACUCAGUAACUAAAGUUUAUUUUUGUUUUUCAUCCGACCGUGCCUCCAUGCUUGUGUCCUCUCUUAACCCGUCUCAGGCUGAAGAUCUGUCCUACUUUCAUGAUGAAUGUGAGCAAGCUUCUGCAGUCCUGCCAGUUUAAGGUCCUGCAGCAGCGUAGUUAGAUUUAAGCUUGACCUUUGAGUUCUUCUGGGGAGGAUUUUCCUGCAUAACCCAGGUGCACCAGCAUGUCUGACUGUUGGUGUGAUGUAUUUUUUCUGAGAUGCAGCACUAGUUUUAAACCUGAUCUAACGGGACGCCCACCGUCUAACUGUUUCACUUUGGUUUUGUCAGUCAGCAGAAUCUUUUACCCAACAUUUUGGGAUCAUUGAGAUGUUUUCUGGCAAAUGUUUCAUGUUGUUGGAACAUGACCUCUGACCUUUACCUGAACCAAGUGAGACCUGCAGAGCUUCAGAUGUUGUUCUGAGCUAUUUUGUUAUUGAAGUUCUAUAAAACGGGGCAUUUAUGUUGCUUUUUGAGAUCUUUUCGCUAGGAGUGAUUUCAGGUGUGGCAGCUAUCAGGCCUCAGAGCGACUAGUGAAACUAAUGAUAGCUAGAUAGAUAAUGUGGUUAAUCACAGCUAAAUCUUUAUUUACCAGAGCGGCUAUUAGGUUUUCACACAGGGCCAAGUUGGUGUGGAAAGAUGUUUUUAUCCUUUAAGAAAUAAAACCAAUAUUUUAAAUGCAUUUCGUGUUUAAUCAGGUUAUUGUUGAUAUUUAAAUGAGUUUGCUGAUCUGAAAAAUGUAUUCUGACCAGAAAAAAGCCAAAACAGAAGAAUUCUGUUGGAGAGCAAAACUCUUCCCACUAAUGUACAAACACAAACACGAAGGAGGUCACGGUUUGAUCCUGCAGGUUUUCCAACCAUCCAUGGACGAGAACGAGUCCUUGAUGGUUCCCACCGAGUCGCUGCUGUAGCUGAGAGUCCGGUCACCACCAGCUGCUGAUGCCUGGGAAGCUGUUGUGCUCGGAUGAGUGAUUUGCAUGAUAAAUAUUAGCACAGACGCAGCGGGGAACAUUCCUGACAUGCAUUUCAACACGUUCAUAAUGAGGGGAGUUUAAAAGCUGCUGAUGGGAGAUGGUUACUUUGCAGCAACUUGUUAUGAGAGCAGGAGAAACGGAGGAGGAAGCAGAAACCGACAGAAAUACAGUCAGGAGAAAUAUUUUACACGUUCUAAAAGAAUCUGGAGUAUUUCAGGAAAUAAAAGACUAAAUAAAUCAUGUAAAAUUUGUUCAGUCAGCCAUUAAAGAGUUCACCGAUCAUUUUAUUGGACACAUAAUUAAAUCUUUAUUAAAAGAGUCUGAGUCAUCAGUGUUCUUGAUCAGACAGCUAAAGCUCGUCCUAAGAGUCCCACACAACUCAGCAUCCUUCUCAGAGGCUCGCUGCCCUUUAACAGAGCCUUCAUCUGUUUAUUCAGCGCUCACGUCGCCUGUGGUGGGGUUUAAUCCUAAUCCACUUGCAUCUGGUUUUCAGUAGGUGAUCAAAGGAGCCUUCAGCUGGUGUGUGUUUCUGACGGUGGAGUAGCUGCUGAGAGUUACGAUAUUACAACUAUCCACCCUGCAGAGGAAACCGACACAUAAAGCUGGAUUUUUGACAUUAUUGCUGCAAUGAUGCAUCCUGGGAAUUCCUGAUAUCAUGAGCAGAUGCCUUUAAGGUGCUGAGGAAACACGGAGGUGGAGAUGUAGCAGAGAAAACAACAAAAGGGUCAUGGGAUGUGGCAUGGGAAAAUCAAGACCUCUACAGGAGAAGUGUGACAGAGCAAUCAGAGCAGCUCUGCUGAUCCAGCGCUGGUACCGUCAGUAUGUUGCCCGGCUGGAGAUCAGACGCAGGUGCACGUGGAACAUCUUCCAGUCUAUUGAAUAUGCAGGAGAACAGGAUCAGAUAAAGCUGUACAACUUUUUUGGCUUCUUGAUGGACCAUUUCACUCCAGCCAGCAGUGAAAGAAAUCUUAUAUCUCACAUCUUUCGUGAGAAUGAGAUCUGCCAUGAGACGGAAUGGGAGAAAUAUUUUUGCUACAAGGGCGUUGAGGUGCCCGACAGCUACAAUGGACCUCACCUGACCUUCCCCAUGAGCUUCUGUGGAGUGUCAAAACUCAUGGAGGCCUUUAGACACAAACAACAGCUCCAUGCUCGGUAUGUUCUUCAGAUUCUUGGAGAAACUUGGAGACUCUUACGAAAUCUCCCUAACAUUAAUCACAUCUCUGUCUGCCAUACCAAGGAGAUUACUAUUUGUGGAGACUUGCACGGGCAACUUGAAGAUCUGCUGUUAAUAUUCUAUAAGAACGGGCUACCUUCCAGUGAGAAACCGUACAUCUUCAAUGGAGACUUUGUGGAUCGAGGCAAGAACUCCUUGGAGAUUCUGCUCAUCCUGUUUGGGUUCCUGCUGGUUUACCCCAAUGACGUGCAUCUGAACCGAGGGAACCACGAGGACCACAUUGUUAACCUGAGAUAUGGUUUCACUAAAGAAGUCCUCGGAAAGUACAGGUUUCAUGGCAAGAAGAUUUUAAAGCUUCUCCAAAAGAUCUUCAGCUGGCUUCCUCUGGCCGCAGUGAUCGAUCACAAGGUCCUGGUGGUUCAUGGAGGGAUCUCCAACUCAACAAACCUCCAUAUUGUUUCCAGAAUAGACAGGCACAAAUAUGUGUCAGUCUUACGGCCUCCUAAGAUGACCCACCAACGCAACAGCGGGAAUGGAGAUAUUGAUGGACCAAUGGAAGGCCGUCGACGAGUGCGUUCUCUGACCAACCACAGCUCUGCGCCGGCUCACAGGAACAACUUCCAUCGGCGUUCCCUUCACAACCUGUCUGUGGGGAAUUAUUUGAGCUGCUCGGUGGAGGAUGAGCUGAAGAAGAGGCGUCGGCUGGCUGGGUUUGACCAGUCCUACGGAGAGAUGAAGACAUCAGACUCUGACUCUGACCCAGAGUUUAGAGAACGGACAGAAAUAUAUGGGCGUGAGUGGAAACAAAUUGUGGACCUGCUGUGGAGUGAUCCAAUGCCACAAAAGGGCUGCGUUCCCAAUGAGGUGCGAGGAGGGGGCUGCUACUGGGGUCCCGACGUUACUGAGGAGGUGUUGGGAAGACACAGCCUCCAGCUCCUCAUCCGCUCCCAUGAGUGCAAACAGGACGGUUACGAGUUCUGCCACAAUCGCAAAGUGUUGACCAUAUUCUCAGCCUCUAACUACUACGAGGUGGGCAGCAACAGAGGGGCCUACAUCAGAAUGGGCCCUGACCUGGUUCCUCGCUGCAUUCAGUAUCAGGCCAGCAGGACAAGCAGAGAGCUCACCCUGAGACAAAGUGUUGGGCGGACAGAAAGAUCAGCCCUGCAAGCUCUGAAGGAGCAGCUGUUCGUACACAAGUCAGAUCUGAUCAGGGCCUUCCAGGAGUUUGAUCCUGACAACAUGGGGCUGAUCUCUCUAAGGCACUGGGCGACUGCCACAGACAGCGUCCUGAAGCUGGGUCUGCCAUGGAGGGUGCUGCGGCCUCAGCUCGUGAGCAGGACUCAUUAUGGGAUGGUGAACUACCUGCAGUGGAUUAAGGAGCUCUCCAUCACUGAGCCCAAAUUAGAGGUGUCGGAUACCAGUAUCCUGGAGACGAUGUACAAAAACCACUCCAACCUGGAAACCAUCUUCCGUAUCAUAGACACAGAUCACUCAGGGUUGAUCUCUUUUGAGGAGUUUCAUCAGACUUGGAAGCUCCUGAGCUCUCAUCUGAAGAUGGAGAUCAGUGAUAAGGCCAUCACAGACCUGGCUCAGAGCAUGGACUUCAACAAGGACGGCAGCAUCGACAUCAACGAGUUCAUGGAGGCCUUUCGUCUGGUGGACCUCUCCUCACACACCUGAUGAAUGGAAUAACCGGAGCUUUAGGAGUUACUGACACACAGGUGUCUUCUACCUUUUUAAAGCUUUAUGGAAUGUGUUUUUGUACUUUAAAGUUUAUGUCUUGUUAUUAAAUGUUUUGCUGUUAAAUAAAAUAUUUUUCACAUG
Messenger RNA from Nothobranchius furzeri (turquoise killifish), 4499 nucleotides. RefSeq names its product serine/threonine-protein phosphatase with EF-hands 2. NCBI's taxonomy places the organism in Eukaryota, Metazoa, Chordata, Actinopteri, Cyprinodontiformes, Nothobranchiidae. The record is from RefSeq and is a predicted model, not a curated record. Gene Ontology annotation, biological process: negative regulation of MAPK cascade; detection of stimulus involved in sensory perception. Gene Ontology annotation, molecular function: manganese ion binding; phosphoprotein phosphatase activity; Hsp90 protein binding.